AUGGUUUCCAGCAUUCAAACUAUUGAUACUGACCAUGAAGAUAUGAUCCAUGAUGCUCAAUUGGACUAUUAUGGAACAACCCUAGCAACAGCUUCGUCCGAUCACUCAAUAAAAAUAUUCGAUGUUCGUAACAAGAAACAAGUUCUCAUAGCCCACCUACGAGAGCACCAAGGACCUGUUUGGAGUUUAAGUUGGUCGCAUCCUAUAUAUGGGAGUUUAUUAGCUUCUUGUGGCUACGAUCGUAAAGUGAUUAUCUGGCAAGAAAUCAACGGACGAUGGGGAAAAGUUUUUGAAUAUGCUGAACAUGCUAGUUCAGUCAAUUGCGUCUGUUGGGCUCCCCAUUCUUAUGGACCAAUGUUAGCAUGUGCUAGUUCAGAUGGAACUAUCUCCAUCCUUGUAUCAGACGAAGCGAACUCUUGGCGUGCCUUCCGAAUUCCAGAUGCACAUUCUGUUGGUGUCAAUAGCGUGUCUUGGGCACCUUCCAUAAAUGCUGAAUUUAUAUUUAAUCCAACAUUGGUAACAACAACAGCAGCAAAUAGUCUGAUCCCUCCUGUCAAACGACUAGCUUCUGGUGGAUGUGAUUCUUUAAUUAAAAUAUGGCGGUAA
Messenger RNA from Schistosoma turkestanicum, 606 nucleotides. The record is from the annotation of a GenBank genome assembly. NCBI's taxonomy places the organism in Eukaryota, Metazoa, Platyhelminthes, Trematoda, Strigeidida, Schistosomatidae.